GUCACGAGUGGGGUAAAAAAACAAACCGACACCUCGUCUAUUUUACUUUACAAAUUAGUUGAUCUUAAAGGUAAGCGGAUUUAUUACACACGUGACUAAUUACUGGCUAAUUAAUUAAUUGAUCGAUUACUAAAAUUUAUUUUGAAUAAAUAUAUAAAAGUAUUUGCAAGAAUUGUAGCACUGAGUUACCACUCCUACAAUUCACCGCAUAGUUUAUUAUUAUUUCAAAAAUUAUCUAAUCGGCAAAACUAAAACAUUACGUAAUCGUCAUCAAGUAUAAUAUUUAUUAGCAGUAAUUUUACAAGUUUUAAUAAAACGUUAAAAUAAAAAGCUUAAAAUGCGGGUCUCUAAAUGACAAUUGGAUUAUUUACAUAACAAAUAUUUGUUCGGGUAUAUGUACAAUUAUAUUGUAUAUGUGGAGGUUUGUUAGUUGAUAUGAUGAAAAGAGCAACACAAACUAAACAAUAUGCAGAAUUAGAUCAUGCGAUAAGAACUAAAGUUGAACCUUUUCUUUACAAUAAAGGCAAAGGUGCUUGGAUACCUAUUGCUAAACUCGUUUUAUUAAGAAAUAAAGAACGCCCGCGACAUAAAUUGUUGCCUGUAUUGAAAGCUAUGGAAAAUCCGUCAGAUUAUGACGUAACUAAAGAAAUUGACGAUAGUAUCGUCGAUGGCAGUAAAAUUGAUAAAAGUAAAUAUAGAGAAGUAUGUUGGAAUUUAAGUGAACGUGGUGCUGUUGGUGAAACAAUAUUACAUUUGUGUAUGUUGAAUGCAACGGCGCUUCAUGCUGAUCUUGCUAAACGAUUAUUACGUUUUUAUCCAAAGCUUAUUAACGAUAUUUACAUCAGCGAUGAGUAUUAUGGUGAGAAUGUUUUACACAUCGCGAUAGUAAAUGAAGAUCCGGCGAUGGUAAAAUAUUUGUUGGACAGUGGGGCGGAUGUACACGAACGUUGUUUCGGUAAUUUCAUGUGCCCUGAAGAUCAAAAAGCAUCGCGAACUGAUAGCCUGGAUCAUGAAUGGGUUUCUGUUGCUGUGGAAACAAAUUACGAUGGAUACGUCUACUGGGGUGAAUAUCCGCUGAGUUUUGCUGCAUGCUUAGGUCAAGAAGAGUGCUAUCGUUUGAUGCUUGCCAGAGGUGCUGAUCCUGACAAACAAGACACUAAUGGCAAUACUGUGCUUCAUAUGCUUGUUAUUUACCAAAAACUUGCAACCUUUGAUAUGGCAUACGAAGUAGGCGCUUCUCUGCCAAUACGGAAUAAUCAGCAAUUAACACCACUAACAUUAUCAGCAAAAUUAGCAAGAAUCGAAAUGUUUUUUCAUAUAAUGAAUAUAGAACGUGAAAUAUAUUGGCAAAUAGGCAGUAUAACAUGUGCAGCAUACCCACUCGGACAAGUUGACACGAUAGACGUAAAUACCGGAACGAUAAAUAAUAACUCAGCGCUAAAUCUCGUGGUGUUUGGCGACAAAGACGAGCAUUUAGAACUAAUGGACGGCGUAUUAGUCGACUUAUUAAAUGCUAAAUGGAACACAUUCAUAAAGUCACGAUUUUACCGUCAAUUUUUUUUGUUCUGUUUUUACUUUGUCUUGUCAUUAAUAAGUUUCACACUGCGUCCAGGUCCUUCAUCUUCAUCAUCAACUCAAAAUUCCACCAAGUCAACAAUUUCUUACAUUGACACAUCAGUUACGACCGACGCAAUUACUCAAGACUCUUCUCAAUUGUCGCAAUUAAUAGACGUUUUGGCAACUUCUUUGACGUCUAACUUUGCAAACGUCAAUUUAACAUCUACAGAAUUAGAAAAUUUUCUAACCCAGAUGUCUUCAAAUGCCAGCGCGCUUUUGAGCGGGACUUUUAAUACUUCAAAAGAACAUCCAACAGAUUUUUUUUCACUUCACAACAAUACGGAUGACAAUAAAAUAAGCAAAUUGAAAGAAUUUGAUGACAAAAGUGCUGUGACGGAAUCGUUGCUCGAUUUGUUGCCAACUUUACCUGGCUGGGGUUUUACUGAAAAUUGGUGGGAAGAUUUAACUGAAGAAUGCCGACUAAUGCACUUAGAAAGUUCAACCGCAAAAAUUCGUUUAACUGCUGAAGUUUUAAUGGAAUUCGGCGCUAUUUUAUAUAUCGCGGCAGCUUUACGCGAGGCGCGAUUUCUAGGUCUCAAUAUGUUUAUUGAAAAUCUCAUGACCGCACCAUCGCGCGUAAUGUUUCUCUUUUCCUGCUGCAUCCUCCUGUCAUUUCCAUUUCUCCGUCUCGCAUGCGAAGACAAAGUCGAAGACAUUCUCGCCGUGGCAGUGAUGCUGACAACAGCUCCAUACUUCCUCUUCUUCUGCCGAGGAUUCAAAACAGUCGGGCCAUUCGUCGUAAUGAUUUACCGCAUGAUAAUGGGUGACCUGUUACGUUUCGUCUCAAUCUAUUUAGUCUUCGUAAUGGGAUUUUCUCAAGCUUAUUAUAUAAUAUAUUUAUCAUUCGAUGAUCCACAAACACCCGAGGGUGUAGAUGACACCGUAAGUAAUCCGAUGCCCUCACCAAUGGAGAGUAUAAUGGCAAUGUUUUUAAUAAGUUUAUCAAAUUUCGGUGAUUAUUACGGUACAUUUGAGCGCACUGCUUAUGAACUCGAAGCGAAGUGUCUCUUCGUAGUCUACAUGGCGAUCGUGGCAAUAUUAUUAGUAAAUAUGUUGAUCGCUAUGAUGGGAAAUACGUAUCAAAAAAUAGCCGAGACCCGCAACGAGUGGCAGCGACAGUGGGCGAGAAUUGUUCUCGUGGUUGAACGAGGGGUCAGUCCUGCUGAGAGAUUGAAAAAACUUAUGGAUUAUUCUCAGCCAAUGUCUGACGGGCGACGAGCUUUGGUUCUUCGAUUACAUCAAUCCGAAGAUGAUAAAGAGGAAAUGAAGGAAAUAUUAGAAAUGAAACGUACACACGAUCGGUUAUACAAGAAGCGUAUGGCCCGGAUUGAAAAAGAUAAAUCACUUUCGUGAAUUUAUUUAUAAAAUUCUAUUAUACUUAAAUAAAAUAAUAACAAAAUUUGUACGUUGGAUCAGACCUUCGUAAACAAGCUUUAGUUUUUCGGCGAAGACUAAAAUUUUGUUAUUUUAAGUCCAAUAGCUCUUGCCUUUCUCAGAUAUACGAGAUAUUAAUAACCAAAAGUGUAAAGUAUAAAGAUAUUGAAAGAAACUAACAAAUCAUCGUUUAGUUUUUAAAAGUAACCAACUGGAAAUUAUAUUCGUUAUUUAUUUUUAAA
Molecule: messenger RNA, 3233 nt
Organism: Microplitis demolitor
Lineage: Eukaryota; Metazoa; Arthropoda; Insecta; Hymenoptera; Braconidae
Gene: nan
Product: transient receptor potential cation channel subfamily V member 5
Exons: 13
Coding region: 436-2970 (844 amino acids)
Biological process (GO): calcium ion import across plasma membrane
Cellular component (GO): membrane
Molecular function (GO): calcium channel activity; protein binding
Source: RefSeq, a predicted model, not a curated record